Cyphellophora europaea CBS 101466 is the source of this 1929-nucleotide messenger RNA. RefSeq lists its product as uncharacterized. The transcript has 3 exons. Gene Ontology annotation, biological process: DNA-templated transcription; regulation of DNA-templated transcription. The coding region runs from base 1 to 1929 and encodes 642 amino acids. The record is from RefSeq and is a predicted model, not a curated record. Lineage: Eukaryota; Fungi; Ascomycota; Eurotiomycetes; Chaetothyriales; Cyphellophoraceae. Gene Ontology annotation, molecular function: zinc ion binding; DNA-binding transcription factor activity, RNA polymerase II-specific; DNA binding.
AUGUCAUCUAACACUCUAUCAAACAUUCGGCCUAAAGCUACAUCCUUCAGCUCCUCCGACGGGCGCGAGAAACCAAAAUCUUCUACAGUCAAGCCGCACGCAAAGUACGUGGCCACUGCUUGUGAAGCCUGUAAAAAAGCGAAGCGAAAGUGCGACGGCAAGAAACCGUGUCAAACGUGCGUCGACAAGGGUAAUGAAUGUGUCUUCGAUGAGACCAAAGAUGGCCGCAGAGGCCGCAAGCGAAACUUGGUCGAAUUAUAUGCUAAAGUCGAAGCGUUCGAUGCCGUGCUCGACUCUAUCCGAUCGACCGACGACACAGCGGUCGCUGACCUAAUCAAGUUGAUCCGCGACGAAGCAUCUGUCGAGGAGAUUGCCAGUCAUGCUCGUGGCAUUCUCAAAGCGUCAGCCCCGCACGGCUCUCGCGAUCGAACUCGCACCACCAUCAUGAGCAUCGCCUCCCUCACCGAUGAACCUCCCAUUCGUGUAUCUGCAAGUCCAUGGACGACAAUCACCGAUGACGACAAUUUUGUAUCCCAUAUGAUUUCCGUCUACUUCACUUGGCACCAUGAGUCCUACCCCGCGGUCUACAAGGACAUCUUCAUCAAGGCAAUGAUUGCUGGAGAUACCUCCAGCCAGUUCUGUUCGCCUUUUCUGGUUAAUUGUAUGCUGCUCACAGCCUGCUUAUACAGCAACCACCCAUUGGUCUAUGCCUUCGACAACGAUAACGCUUCCCGAGGUGCUCAUUUCGCAGACGAAGUGGCGAGGUUGUGGUCUAUUGAAGAGGGUCGAGCAUCGCUGACCAACCUGCAAGGGUUGGUCAUCUUGUCGCUCGGUCUAGGGGUUUUGCGCAAAGACCGUCUGGCAAUGACCUACACUCGUCAAAUGCCAAUUCUCUGCAUUGAGCUAAGCCGGAAAGUCAAGCACAGCAUCAAGAAUGGUAGCGCCGACUACAUCUCCCCCGAUUACCAAGCUUCCAUGCAGUUGGCAAGAUGGUCAGCCUUUCAGAUGGAAGUCGACUUCUGCAUGAUCUGGUUUAAGCCGCUGCAGCUGCAUCAGCCUAGAAUCCAGCGGCCGCACAUAGGGGACGAUUUGGUACGGACCGAGGCGUGGCGACCCUACCCCAAGAUUGGCCCGGAAGUUGCAUAUCACCCAUACGGGCUGCGGGAGGCAAAGUUCGAUCUCCGCGAGAUUGGUGCCGAUAUCAUACCGAUCAUCUUGAGCGGUGAGCCGGAUGACAGCCCCGCCCCAGGGUUCAUCUCCAUAAGCAAAGACGAAAGAAUGGAACGGCUUGAUCAACUCCUGCAGAGGUUGACCCGAUGGCAUGCCAAUCUGCCAAGUUAUGCUGUACCCAGUUCAGAGGCCACUCCAGCGUGGCCGCAGGUCGAACUGCUUCUCGUGUACCACGACUAUGUCAUUGUCGUCCACUCAUUAAUGCUUCGAGAUGCCGUUACCGUGGGGUCUAAACGACAAGAAGCGAAGCUCGGCUUGCUAAGAUCCUGUGAAGACAUCACACAAAUCUUCGAAUGGGUGCAACGUACCCUGGGCACAUCGGCUUGGUGUAUCUGGGGAUUCCAGCCUGCGGCCAUGGCAGCGUACCCCCUCCUUGACAUGUUGACCGAAAUCGGAGUCGCCGACACCUUCCACACCAUCAUCGUCAGCAUCUUCACUGUUGCCAAGCGGUGGAUCCUUGCUCGUGGUGUGUUAAGAAUGCUGUGGAUUACCAUCCAGGAGCGUAGAAUCGUCGACCAUCUCAACGGCACGACCAUUCAGUUGUUCAGGGAGAGUGCCGUCGAACAAUGGGGCCCAAAUGACCAUCGCCUCUUCGAAAGCUGCAUCUAUCCCAACUAUGCUGCCAUUGCUAAGGAUGGUCGUGAGCUUGCCGACAUGGGUGAUUUGCUCCAGAAGUGGUCCAGGUUCAAUAUCACAUGA